Molecule: messenger RNA, 1248 nt
Organism: Sordaria macrospora k-hell
Lineage: Eukaryota; Fungi; Ascomycota; Sordariomycetes; Sordariales; Sordariaceae
Source: RefSeq, a predicted model, not a curated record
AUGUCCAGAGGAAAAGUAGGCACCGGACGCCUCAAGCCAAUCUUCAGAGGGCUCAACAUCGCCCUAUCCGGGACCUUUGACGGUCAAUGGACAGACUCAAAGAUUUCCCACUGGGUCAAUCUCCGAGCCGGCACGUUUAGCCGGCAGAUGAGCGAGGCCGUGACACAUUUUAUCUGCACGAAGGAGGAAUUCGACAAGAAGGGGUCCAAAGUCAAAUCAGCACUUGCACGCGCGUACAAAAAGGACAAGAAAUGCUUCAUCGUCUCCUUUGACUGGCUUGAGGAUUCGUUGUUCGGAAACAAGCGGCUGCCCGAGGACGACUACUCACAUGUAGCGUCGCUCAAGGCCUUGCGGGAGAAGGCAAGGUUGGAGAGGAAGAUUGCGAAGGGGGUCGAGGAGGAGGAUAGGGCUGUGAAUGAGAACUUCUACCACGUCUACUGGGAUCCCACCGACCUCUUCCAGUAUAACAUCACCCUUCUCCGAGAUGAUCAGGAGAUGGGUAUUCUGGGGGAGAGAUACGUGGUCAAGCUGCACGAAUCCAACGCCCUCCCUCAUCUCUACCAAGUAGCUGUCAGAUACUACAAAAGCAAGAAGGACACCAUUCCGAAGCUGCACCGACUGUCCGAAACCCCGGGUGACUUUCAGCGGGAAUACGACUCGUUCAAACGCUUCUUCGAGAUCAAAGUCGGGUAUCCGUGGGACGAGAGACUGGUCAGGGGCGUGGGAAGUUUGGGGGCAAAGUUCUUUUCUUAUCAGCCACCGACGGGUGGAAAGCCAGUUGGCUGGGUCCCAAAGGAAUACAUCCCAAAGGAGGAGCCAACUCCGGCCUCUGAAGCUCAAGUCAACAACACCAGCUCGGAGUCUAUUGUGUCGAGUCACCAAUCCGUCUUGGUGCCAUCCAGGUCCGAAGCUGAGGUUAACGCCGGCUCGGAAUCUAUGCCCAGCGCUCAACCUACACCUACUUUGGUGCCCAACUCUGAAGUUCCCCCUACUCAAGAGAGUGUACCUACCACUUCCUCCUCGCAGAUUGGAUGUCACGAUCAAACGCAUCAGAACAAUCAACAUCAGCAGCAAGAUGAAACCCAAGUCGCCAUGUCUUCAGAUUCGCCCCAGCAUGACACACAUGAGGAGGGUUUGGAGACAGCAACGGAAGAUGCACAGCUCACUGAAGAUGCAAAAGCCACCAACGGAGAAGACGCAACGGUCAUCGGAAUGCCAGUGGUGGAUGGUCAGACACUGAUCAUCUAG